GCUAUAAGGAGCUAUAAGGUACAUUUCGGAAGCCAUCAGUCCAAGUGCAGGUCGAAAUCUGACAGAAAUCCGAGAGAAAACAGCACGAGAAACAAAUCAAAACGAAACAUGUCGAGCAACAGCCAAUUCGUCAUCCCCUUCGAGGAGAGGCAUUGGUGGAAGGAGGCCAUCGUCUACCAGAUCUAUCCUGCUUCAUUCUGCGAUGGAAACGGCGACGGAUGGGGCGAUAUCAAGGGUAUCACCUCUAAACUCCCUUACCUAGCUCAAUUGGGAGUCAACGUGAUCUGGCUGUGCCCGAUCUACAAAUCGCCUCAGCAUGAUAUGGGAUACGAUAUCAGCGACUACAAGGCUUUGCACGAGCCUUAUGGUACUAUGGAAGACUGGGAGGAGAUGCUCGAGACUUGUCAUAAACACGGAAUGAAGCUCGUACACGACCUCGUCGUUAACCAUUGUUCGAGCGAGCACGAAUGGUUCAAAGAAUCUCGUUCGUCCCUGGACAACCCCAAGAGGAAGUGGUUCCACUGGGCCAAGGGCAAGACCGGCCCCAACGGGGAGAAGCUGCCUCCUAACAACUGGAGGUCCGUUUUCGGUUCCGGUUCCGCCUGGGAGUACGACGAACCGACAGACGAAUGGUACCUCCACCUGUUUGUCAAGGAACAGCCCGACCUGAACUGGGAGGAAGUCGAUGUUCGAGAAGCGGUUUACGAUGUCAUGAAGUUCUGGAUGGACAAGGGCAUCGAUGGCUGGCGGAUGGAUGUGAUCAACUUGAUCUCCAAGGUGCCGGGAUACCCGGAUGCGCCGAUCACCCACCCUGGACACAAGUUUCAGCCGGGUUUCGAGUACUGCGCAAACGGACCCCGUAUUCACGAGUUCUUGCAAGAGAUGAACGCAAAGGUUCUCUCCCAUUACGACGUAUUGACCGUCGGAGAGACCCCAUUCACCCACGACCCCAAGGUCUUAAUCGACUUUGUGCGAAGCAACGAACUGAGGAUGACCUUCAACUUUGAACUUCACGACGUCGAUGCGGACCCCUCGAGUGUCCUAGAACCCAAAAAGAUCCAACUCACUGAUCUGAAAAAGAUUCAUGAAAAGUGGCAAGUCGCCAUGUAUGAGGGGAACGGCUGGAACAGUGUCUACUUCGGAAACCACGACCAGGCCCGGUUGAUUUCUCGGUUCGCUUCUGACGUCGGUGAGAACCGAGCUCGAAGCGCAAAACUACUCGCCUUGAAUCAGCUCACUCUGAGCGGUACUAUCUAUGUCUAUCAAGGGGAGGACAUCGGAAUGUGCAACGUCCCGCAUGACUGGGGUAUGGAGGAAUACAUUGACGUUGCCUCGAUUCAAUGGGUAGAAGGAAUCAAGCAGAAGCGUAUUGAAGAGACUGGUCAAGAGAACCCCGACGUCUCCGACCUUGUCGCCAAACUUCGAGCCAAGGGUCGUGACAACGGCAGGACCCCGAUGCAAUGGGAUACCUCGGCCAAUGCUGGUUUCACCACCGGCAAGCCCUGGAUGAGAAUCCACGAUGACUACAAGGAGUGGAACGUCGAGGUCCAGAGCAAGGAUCCCAAGUCCGUCAACUCGUUCUACAAGCAGCUCCUCAAGGUUAGAAAGGACAACUUGGUUAUGACUUACGGAGACUUCAAGGUCCUGGACUUCGAGAACCAACAGGUCUUUGCCUAUCUCAAGGCCUACCAAGGAACCCAACUCCUGGUCGUUCUCAACUUUAGCAAUGACCAGCAGACGUUCUCUAUCGACGAAGCCGUCGACACCAGCAACGCCAAGUUGUUGAUCGGCACCAUGGACAAGGGAGAAAUCAAGGACGGCAAGAUCGCCUUGGAGGCUUGGGAGGGAAUCGCUUUUACUCUGUAGAUGUAGCGGGAGACAUCACUGAUGGACGUUCUGAUCUGGUUU
Messenger RNA from Filobasidium floriforme, 1908 nucleotides. RefSeq names its product glycoside hydrolase family 13 protein. NCBI's taxonomy places the organism in Eukaryota, Fungi, Basidiomycota, Tremellomycetes, Filobasidiales, Filobasidiaceae. The record is from RefSeq and is a predicted model, not a curated record. Gene Ontology annotation, molecular function: alpha-amylase activity. The transcript is spliced from 18 exons. Bases 109 to 1866 code for a protein of 585 amino acids. Gene Ontology annotation, biological process: oligosaccharide catabolic process.